AUGAAAUGGAGUACUUUGCAACAAUAUGGAGAUUUGGCAGAAGACUACAUCAAGGAGUUUGAUAGGCUUGCUAUUGUGUGUGAGGUUACGGAAAAUGAAGAACUCAAAAUGGGGCGUUUUGUGGCUGGUUUUGACCAAGAGUUACAAGACAAGCUUGAAGGUUACACCAAUCUUACCUUUGUAGAAGCUUGUAAACUUGCGGUCAAAUUUGAUUCGAAAAGGACGAAAAAGAAGCCAAUUUCCACUCCUCAUGUGGCACGAAAACCACCUUUCCUUACAAAGGAUGGUUCUUCCGUUAUCAAAACCAACGACCCACCCAAGAAAGACAAGAAAGAUUUCAAGCUAAGUGACAUUAUGUGUUACAAAUGUGGAGGAAGAGGUCAUUUCAAGAAGGAUUGUCCUAAUUCUAGAGCUUUGACCAUGCAAGAGGUGAAGCUUAUUGCCAAUCAAAACAUCAAUUGGGAGGACUUCGAGAUAGAAGAAGAGGAGGACGUGAAUCCUCAUGAAGAAGACGCGGAAGAGGAGCAUUGUUUUCCUGAGAUGGAGGACAAAACCAAUCUGGUGGUUAGGAGGGCAUUGCAAGCUCACAUUGAGGAGCCAUUAGCACCACAAAGGCAGCAUGUUUUCAUCACCAAAUGCAAAAUCAAAGGCGAGGUAUGUGAUUUAAUUGUUGAUGGGGGUAGUGAGGCAAAUAUUGUGUCAAACGCUUUGGUGACUAGACUUGGCCUCACGACCACAAACCACCCACAUCCUUACAAGUUAAGUUGGUUAGAUUCAAAUUCUAGCACGGGGAUUAGAAAGCAAUGCAUGGUUAGUUUUUCCAUUGGGUCUUAUCAUGAUACUCAAUUGUGUGAUGUUGUUUCCAUGGAUGCUUGUCAUAUUUUACUUGGUAGACCUUGGCAAAGUGAUAGAAAAUCACAUCAUGAUGGGUAUCAUAACACUUACACUAUAACUCACCAAGGAAAACAAAAAAAGUUACAUCCUUUACCACCCCCACGAGUUUCACAAACUCCAAUUAAACAACCUAAAGAUGUGUCAUUACUUACCCUUAAGGAAUUUGAAAGGGAGAUAAGUUACCCAUUGGUUUACCAGCCGAGGGGAAUUGAGCACCAAAUUGACCUUAUUCUAGGCGCUCCUUUGACAAAUAAACCCGCCUAUAGGUAUAAUCCUUUGGAAACUAAGGAAUUGCAACGCCAAAUAGAUGAGUUGAUGAGUAUGGGAUAUGUGCGUGAGUCUAUGAGUUCGUGUGUUGUUCCUGCUCUUUUGGUCCCUAAAAAAGAUGGUAGUUGGCGUAUGUGUAUUGAUAGUAGGGCUGUUAAUAAUAUUAAUAUCAAGUAUAGGUUUCCAAUUCCAAGGCUUGAUGACAUGCUUGAUGAAUUGAGUGGUUCACAUGUGUUUUCCAAAGUUGAUUUGAGAAGUGGCUACCACCAUAUUCGAAUGAGAGAAGGGGAUGAAUGGAAGACAGCUUUCAAAAUGAAGCAUGGGUUGUACGAGUGGCUCAUGAUGCCAUUUGGGCUUAAUAACGCACCUAGCACUUUCAUGAGAUUGAUGAACGAGGUGUUGAGGCCUUUCCUUGGCGAAUUCGUGGUGGUGUACCUUGAUGACAUCCUUAUUUACAAUCGAGAUAGGGAUGAGCAUUUGAAGCAUUUACUUUAA
Messenger RNA from Amaranthus tricolor (Joseph's coat), 1656 nucleotides. RefSeq lists its product as uncharacterized. Lineage: Eukaryota; Viridiplantae; Streptophyta; Magnoliopsida; Caryophyllales; Amaranthaceae. The record is from RefSeq and is a predicted model, not a curated record. Gene Ontology annotation, molecular function: nucleic acid binding; zinc ion binding. Bases 1 to 1656 code for a protein of 551 amino acids. The transcript has 3 exons.